UUUGCACUGUUUGCAGUACCGAUUUCUAAGCUACAACACUUGUAUGUUGGGUUGAUAAAAUCAUUUUCUUAUAACCCAUAGUUGGAGUUUUCAUAAAUUCGUCAAAAUGAAGAUCGGACUUUGCGCCUACAGUGGGUACAAAAUCUACCCAGGACAUGGCAAAACCAUGAUUAAAGCCGACGGAAAGACAUUCACUUUCCUCAAUUCGAAAUGCGAGCGUGCUCACUUAAUGAAGAGGAACCCCCGUAAAGUGACAUGGACGAUAUUAUACAGACGCAAGCACCGUAAGGGUCAAGAAGAAGAAACGACCAAAAAGAAGACCAGGAGAACACAAAAAUUCCAACGUGCUAUUGUCGGUGCAUCCCUCACCGAUAUUUUGGCUAAGAGGAAUAUGAAACCUGAGAUGAGGAAAGCCCAGCGAGAUAUUGCCAUCAAGGCGGCUAAGGACCAAAAGAAGGCUGCUAGGGCAGCUAAGAAGCCUCCUCCACCACCUCCAACAAAAACGAAGAAACAACCCAAGAAAGUGCAAACCAAAUCUGUACAACAAAAGGCUGCUCCUCGCGUUGGUGGAAAACGAUAGUUAUCAUCAUUUAUUAAUAAAAAAUAUUGAAAAAACAA
Melanaphis sacchari is the source of this 618-nucleotide messenger RNA. RefSeq names its product 60S ribosomal protein L24 (gene RpL24). The transcript is spliced from 6 exons. The coding region runs from base 107 to 580 and encodes 157 amino acids. The record is from RefSeq and is a predicted model, not a curated record. NCBI's taxonomy places the organism in Eukaryota, Metazoa, Arthropoda, Insecta, Hemiptera, Aphididae. Gene Ontology annotation, molecular function: mRNA binding; structural constituent of ribosome. Gene Ontology annotation, cellular component: cytosolic large ribosomal subunit. Gene Ontology annotation, biological process: cytoplasmic translation.